This is a messenger RNA of Aphanomyces invadans, 1410 nucleotides long. RefSeq lists its product as hypothetical. The transcript has 9 exons. The record is from RefSeq and is a predicted model, not a curated record. Bases 116 to 1351 code for a protein of 411 amino acids. Gene Ontology annotation, biological process: magnesium ion transport. Gene Ontology annotation, molecular function: magnesium ion transmembrane transporter activity. Gene Ontology annotation, cellular component: membrane. NCBI's taxonomy places the organism in Eukaryota, Oomycota, Saprolegniomycetes, Saprolegniales, Verrucalvaceae.
CGCGAACGCGAUAUCUUCGAAGGUUCGGCGAUUCCAUCGGGAGCAACCCUCGUCGACUCGAUUGCUUGUCAGCGCCACCCCCCACCUCCAUUCGCAAACGCACGGCAUUAGCUUCAUGGACCAUGGCCCGACCGUUGUCGGCGGUGCCAAACACAACAACAACGAGGGGCUCGUGUUGGACACAACGUUCUUGACGGGGUCGAACGCGCUUGGGAUGUGGAUCACGAUCACCGCAGGCAUAUGCUCCAACCUCGGCGUGCAGUUGCAAAAGCAUGCACAUCAACGCCAAGCACGCGCGGCCCAACAUGUCAAGGAGAACUCGUCGACAUCAGUGUACUUUGUCCACAAGCAUUGGAUUCUAGGGAUGGUACUCGUCGUGAUCGGGUCGAUCGGGGACUUCGAAGCGUUGAGCUUUGCUACGCAGUCCCUCGUCGCGACCGUCGGCGGUGGCACGACCGUCCUCACGAACGUCUUCUUUUCGACGAUCUGGCAUGGCGAGACCUUCACCUUGCGCGAUGCGUACGGAACAUGUUGCAUCCUUCUCGGCGUCACGUUGAUCGCUCUGUGCUCUCCCGAAGACGAACAAUACAAUGUCGAACAGCUCGUGGUCAAGUUUCAACGCCCGUCGGUCCUGGCGUACUUGGCGUUUGUCGCGGCCGCCAUCUACUUUAUGCACUCCAUCAUCCGUAGCGGCGACGUCCACGCCGCCAUUCCCACGUCGUUGGGAACCAGCGCACGGGUACGUCGGUUCCUGCACAUGGACCAAGCAAGCGGUCAGGUGUGCGUGCAGCCGCUCUUGUACGCGAUUAAUUCUGGGAUCAUGGGGUCGCUGUCGAUGCUCCUGGGCAAGUGCGCGUCCGAGAUGGUCACAACGACGUUGCACGGCCGCAACCAGUUCAACCACCCGCUCCCGUUCAUCUUUUUCGCCGGCAUGGCCGCCACGAUUGGCGUGCAAGUCCACUGGUUCAACCAGUCGCUCAUGCUGGGCGACAUGGCGAUGGUGUUUCCCGUGUUUCAAGUGUUUUGGAUCGGGUUUGGCGCGGUCGGCGGCAUGGUGCUGUACGGGGACGUCGCGCGGCUGGCGUUCUUUCAAAGCGUGUCGUUUGUGCUCGCGUUCUGGUGCAUCUUGAUUGGAGUGUACAAUUUGGCCCAGCAUGCAGCGCCGCCGGCCAUGCCGGUGGCACACACGCCAGGCGAUUCGUUUCGGCCACUACGCGAUGCCAGCCCAUAUCUCGUGGACGCGUACCAAACCCUCCUCGAGAACGACGACGGCCGCCAUGGUGACAGCGCGACGGCAGCCCACGACAGGCCAAGCACCUACCGCCCCCCCGCGCUUCUCCGCACGCUGUAGAAAACAUUGUUAACGGACUUUACUAGUCGUCCCAUCCAUCGUCGUCGUCAUCGUCGUCA